This is a messenger RNA of Diaporthe batatas, 264 nucleotides long. RefSeq lists its product as uncharacterized. The transcript is spliced from 3 exons. NCBI's taxonomy places the organism in Eukaryota, Fungi, Ascomycota, Sordariomycetes, Diaporthales, Diaporthaceae. The record is from RefSeq and is a predicted model, not a curated record. Bases 1 to 264 code for a protein of 87 amino acids.
AUGAAGCCUGUCGUUGGAGCCUUUCAAGCUUGGUCUUGUUUCGUCCUUUCGAUAUUUGCCAUCAUAAUUUUGUCCAUCCUUGGACUCGUCUACAAGAACGGCCACGAGGAGUUCGUCGGGGGCAUUGAUGACCCCGAAGACGGAGGUGCCGUAGCCUCUACCAUCUUCGUUGCAGUCUUCGUCUACAUUGGUUUCUUGGUCUGCUGUGGCCUUCAGGGUCUUCUGCACAUGCGCGAGAGUCGACGAGGCGCGAUUGCUUUGUAA